Molecule: messenger RNA, 2382 nt
Organism: Amoebophrya sp. A120
Lineage: Eukaryota; Dinophyceae; Syndiniales; Amoebophryaceae
Source: the annotation of a GenBank genome assembly
AUGCAGCACUCCGCCACCAAAACCAUCGGUCCCCUGGCCGUUAUAACCGGCGCAUCGCGCGGAAUCGGCCGGGCGAUUGUGCAGGAAAUUUUACACAAACAACCAAACACGACUGUUCUCGCUACGGCGCGUGAUUUGUCCUAUUGGCGAGAGUCGACUUCUUUCGCUUCGGAAGAAGAAAAGACUCGGCUACACCUAUCAAAUGCAAAAGUGUCUGGGUCUGGAAGCUUGCCAGGUUUGUGAUGCAUAUUUUGGAAGACUCAUGAUGUCUGUGAUGCAUGCUAGAGCAUGACAGAUUUUUCGAGGCCUUUGUGAUGCCUCUACCGCAUGAGAAAUGCCCGCUCCACGUAGCACAAACUGGACUCCUUUUGCUGGUCAUGCAAUACAAAGUUUGUUAGAAUCCAGAGACAGCAUUACAAAUUUAGAAUCUUCCAGACCCGGACAUUUUUACAUUUGAUAACACCUGAUCGAGGGCGAUUUGACGGAGAACUCGACGGUGAAGCGGAUUUCUCAUAUCAAAUGUAAAAAUGUCUGGGUCUGGAAGGUUGCAACUUGUGAUGCUGUCUUUGGAAGGUAAAAAAAUCUGUAUUGCAUGACCAGCAAGAGGAGUUCAGUUUGUGCUACGCGGAGUGGGCGUUUCUCAUGCGGAAUACGCAUCAGAAGGCCCUUUAAAAAUUUGUGAUGCUCGGCCAUGCAUUACAGGCAUCACGGGUUAUGCAAAAUAUGCAUGACAAACCCGGCAAUCUUCCAGACCCAGACAUUUUUACACUUGAUAUCUCAAACCGUGGCGCAAUUAUUAGAAGACAGCAGGGGCUGGGCGUUCCAGGGCGACAUAUCAGGUGAAGAAUACGAUGAGGAAGGUAAUUACACUGCCGACAAUUUUUCCGUUCUCACCCGACCAAGGUGCCGGUUAGAUCUUCUAGUCCAUAGUUGCGGCACCAUUCACCCAAUUGUCCGCACGAGCAAUCUCUCCACUGAAGUUGAUGCCGAGAAGACAAUGGAUGACGUAUCCGGUGCAAAAGUAUCGUACUCGUAUAAAUGCAUUACAAAUUCCCUCAGCAUGAGCAAUAAAAUUUGUCAUGCGGAUUUACCUUAGCAAAAAAAUUUGUAAUGCAUGACUGCAAUUACUACGAGUGCGAUUGCGAUACUUUUGCACGGGAUAAGACGAGUCGGAAACCGAUGAGUUUCUGGAAGAAUUCAGAGACGCGAUGAACACAAUAUAGCGUUCUCAUCUGUUACAUUCUCAGCUGUAUACAACAUGAAUUUGUCAUGCAAAAGUACCUUAAGCCGGCAGAUGAUCGAGCUGCUUCGCAUGACAAAUUUCGGGAGGGCUAGACAGCAUUUAAAUCUGCGCCAAACUUGUGAUGCAAAAGGUGCAACCUUCCUCAGGAGGAAGGUUGCGCCUUUUGCAUUACAAAUUCAUGGAGGUCCUCAAGGAGGACCUCCUUUGACUUUUGCCAGUCUUGCAUUGCAAAUUCAUGCAACAGUUGAGAAUGUAGCGUUUGAGAAUGCGAUACACAAAUUUCUUCUCCGCGGUGGAGCUGACACAGAACCUAUUGCCUUUCUUCAAGGAAAACAGACUCAUCAAGACUUCGGCUGGUAGAACAGGGUUGUAUCUCCGAAACGGGACUUUCGUUGCGGACGCGUCAUUGUCGACGGAGAGUAGCGAUGAGGGUCAUUUGAAGCAGCAGCAGCGUCCACUGAUUCUGUUCAUGAACUCCGCCGCCGCGACGUUUUUCACAACGCCAGGUUGGGCGGCGUACUGCAGCACCAAAGCGGCACUAUUGCAGUACGCAAAAGUGUUGGCCAUGGAGAACAAUCACCAGGGCAUUGACGUCCUGUCCUUAGCGCCCGGACUGGUCGACACGGACAUGCAAAGGGACAUCGCUACAGAGGGGAAGAAACUAGUCGAUUCGGCGCCGAACACGUUCGAGGAAGAAUUACAGCACGACAAAGAAGGAAAGGAGAAAAAUAAAACGGUGAUGGACAAGGAGCUGUUAGAGAAUCUAGAAUCCCUCCGACUCAGGAAAGACAUGCGGAAGCCGAACUCGGUCGCGGAAAUUUGCUGCAGAAACAUCUUUAUGCAAUGCAAAAGCAACGUACUAGUAUGAAUUGCAUGACAAAUUUUUCCGGGAAGAAAAAUGAAGCUUCAAGUUUGUCAUGCAGUUCAGGUAACAAAGCAUAGCGCACCUGUAGUGCUAGACUCGCACUUAAUAUACGAGUACGAUACUUUUGCAGUGCAUAACCUUUUUUGAUAAAACCAUGAGAGAGAAGCUUGCGGAGAAAUUGAAAGGGUUUUUGAACGGGGAAUUAACGGAGCUGGUGGAUAUUGAGAAAGAGGUUUCUGAAAUCGAAAUUGCCGAUCUGGAGAUGCAGGUGUGA